GUCACGCUUAAUUUGAUAUCGCGUACAAAUCGUUGUUUACAAUCAACUCAUUCAUGUAAUUGAGCGGCGCCAAAAUAUACAAUAUUUAUUUUUAAUUGAGACAGAGGCUGAAGCAAUGAGUAAUUCAGAAGCAGAACUGGAAUUGUCGUCGGCAGAGACCACUCCGAAGACGAAGAAGAAGACUGAGGAAGGCAGCAACAAGAACAACAAUAACAACGCGGGUGAUGCUGCUGCAAGUGAAACCAAAAAUUUGACCGCCAAAGAGGAAGACGAUUUGACAUCGACGGAAACGCUGCGUGAAUCGCCAGUGCAAUGGCCAGAAAGAUUUCCGGGCAUGGAAGAGUUUCUAAGCCUGAGCGAGACACCAAUACACACACCAAGCAUUGAUCCGGCACAAUUGCUGACCAGCACCAACAAGACGGCGCUCAAUAAAUUCGCACGCAUGCCGCCAGAUCAAUUAAUUGAUAAGAUUAAAGCGAUGCACGACGAAAUCUAUAAAUUAGGCAUAUUGGAGUCCAAGGAGAUGACACGCGGCAAGCUGUUGGGCAUCUUUGAUCGCGAUCGUUUGACCAAAACGAAAGGCAAUUGAAGAGAAUCGGCAAACAAAAUAUUUGUCUCGUGAGAUCUUCUGACUUCUUUAACAAUUCGUCUUAGUUCAAACAAAGCAUAACUUGUAUCUCUUCGUAUAUUUACGCUUUUUAUACCCCUCCUGAUUUUGAUUCAAAUGCGUGUCUAUAAUUUUUUACGCUAGUCAACAAUAAAUAACAUUU
Molecule: messenger RNA, 770 nt
Organism: Drosophila albomicans
Lineage: Eukaryota; Metazoa; Arthropoda; Insecta; Diptera; Drosophilidae
Product: protein lin-52 homolog
Exons: 4
Coding region: 116-589 (157 amino acids)
Biological process (GO): regulation of DNA-templated transcription
Cellular component (GO): DRM complex
Source: RefSeq, a predicted model, not a curated record